UCAUUAUUUUUCAAUCUACUUGAGCAGCUUUUGCUUUCAUGCCUGAAACUUGAUAGUUUCAGGAGGAAGUUUUUGUUUGUUUGUUCUUAAUUGGAAUGUUGAAAACUUUCUUAUUGAUGCUCUAAGUGGAACCCAAUUUUAAAAUAUGAGUUGAGUCUGAUUUAAAGGAGACUUGUCUGACCAUUUUCUGCUGGACUGAUGGGGGAACAUCUUGAGGGAAACUUGGUAGGAGAAAAUGAGAUCUGAUUUGCAACUAACAGCCAUGCUUAAUUUUGAGAAUAUUUACAGAUUCAUUGAAAAAGAAAUUAAAUAUUGACCAAGGACAAUGUCUGUAUUUCUCAGUAAUUUAUCAACAAAUGACUCUAGCCUGUGGAAAGAAAGUCAUAAUUCGACGGACCUUUUAAAUCCGCCAGGAACCGUGAAUAUCUAUCUUUUUUGCCUGACAUGCUUAAUGACUGUUGCAGCCCUGGCCGGCAGCAUUUAUUCACUAGUUUCCCUACUGAAAAUGCAGAACAGAACUGUUGUGUCCAUGCUGGUGGCUUCCUGGUCCGGGGAUGAUCUCAUGAGCGUCUUGUCGGUGACCAUCUUCAUCUUUUUGCAGUGGCCAAACGAGGUCCCUGACUACUUCCAGUCUCUGUGCACCACCUCUGCCUUACUAUAUUUAUGCCAGGGCCUCUCGAGCAACUUGAAGGCGACUCUCGUGGUCUCCUACAACUUUUACACAAUGCACAGGGCUGUAGGGAGCCAGGCAACCUCCAGAAGAUCCGGCCAGGUGCUCGGCGUGGCGUUGACAGUGUGGGCAGCCAGUCUGCUGCUCUCCGCGCUCCCGCUGUGCGGCUGGGGCGCCUUCGUGCGCACGCCCUGGGGCUGCCUGGCCGACUGCUCCAGCUCCUACGUGCUGCUGCUCUUCGCUGUGUACACUUCGGCCUUCGGACUCCUCGCCGGCCUCUCCGUCCCGCUCACUCACCAGUUGCUGUGUUCGGAGGAGCCGCCGAGACUUCACGCCAACUAUCAGGAAAUUUCCCGUGCAGCUUCCACUCCAGGGACCCCUCCAACUGGAGGAAGAGUGCUUUCCCUGUCCCUAGAUGACGCUCCGGGCCCCGCCCUGCGGUGCUCUGGGGGAUGCUCCCCGACAUCAGACACCGUGUUUGGACCAGGUCUGCCUGCGAGGACCCGGCUGGGGCAGGAGCCCGGGAGCGGUGCUGGCGCUGUGGCUGGAGCCUGCAGGCGUGAAAAACGGGGGACUCUCUAUGGCACCAGGAGCUUCACCGUGAGCGUAGCGCAGAAGCGCUUCUCUUUGAUCCUUGCUCUGACAAAAGUCAUCCUUUGGCUGCCCAUGAUGAUCCACAUGGUGGUCCAGCACAUCCUGGGGUUUCAGAGCCUUCCCUUCGAGACAUUCAGCUUUCUCCUAACCCUACUGGCCACCACUGUAACUCCAGUGUUUGUCUUGUCCAAACGCUGGACACACUUGCCCUGUGGCUGCAUCAUCAACUGCAAGCAGAGCAAAUACACGGUGGCAUCUGACGGGAAAAAACCCAAAAGAAGAUGCUUUGAAUUCAAUCUAUCAUUCCAACAAAGUUAUGGAAUUUAUAAAAUAGGACGUGAAGAUUACUAUGAGGAUGAUGAAAAUUCUAUAUCCUAUCACAACCUCAUGAACUAUGAGUGCAAAACUUCAGAAGACUCUCAGAAAGACACUCAUAAUAUCUUCAAUGCCAUUAAAGUGGAAGUCAGCACCACAACCUCUCUGGACAGCUCCACACUAAAAGGCAUCAACAAAUGCACAAACACUGAUAUUACAGAGGCUAAACAGGAUUUCCACAAUGAAAAGAGUGUUGAUCCACUGCUUUCUGAAAAAACAGAAGGUGAUAUUAAAUAUGAAGAAACCACCUUUUUAGAAGGGCCAGAAAGAAGACUGUCUCACGAAGAGAGUCAGAAACCAGACCUUUCAGACUGGGAAUGGUGUAGGAGUAAAUCAGAAAGAACCCCUCGUCAGCGUUCCGGUGGUGCCCUGGCCAUUCCCUUGUGUGCUUUCCAGGGGACUGUGUCUCUCCAAUCCCCAACUGGGAAAACUCUCUCUCUUUCUACCUAUGAGGUGAGUGCAGAAGGACAAAAAAUAACCCCAGCCUCUAAGAAAAUAGAAGUCUAUCGAUCCAAAAGUGUCGGCCACGAGCCAAACCCAGAAGAUUCUCCCUCCACGUUUGCGGACACCAGUGUGAAAAUACACCUGGAGGUCCUGGAAAUCUGUGAUAACGAAGAGGCCUUGGACACCGUGUCAAUCAUUAGCAACAUCAGCCAGUCCUCCACACAGGUCAGAUCUCCGUCGCUGCGCUACUCACGGAAAGAAAACAGAUUCGUUUCAUGUGACUUAGGGGAAACAGCCUCAUAUUCUCUCUUCUUACCCACAAGUAAUCCUGGCGGGGAUCUCAACAUCUCCAUUCCAGACACUGUGGAAGCACACAGGCAGAACAGUAAAAGGCAGCACCAAGAGAGAGAUGGCUACCAGGAGGAAAUCCAGUUGUUAAAUAAAGCUUACAGGGAAAGAGAAGAAGAAAGUCAGGGUAACUAACGGUCACUUGGCCUAAUAAAGGCAAGAACGGCCCUGCAGUUUCAAACCGCUCAACAACACUCUGUUCUGAGGCUAUUUGAUUUCCUCUUUUACGUGUCGGUUUACAUAAGCUUUCUAGACAUACUAGUUCAUUGCUUUUAGUGCAAACAGCUGGAACUAGUGCAAACACUAAGUGCUUUUGAUGUGUUACUUAUAGAUCACACACUGUGGUAACUGAAAGAUGUUUCUUAUCCGAUUUCUAAAAAUCUUCUUAAAAUCAGAUCUUGGUCUAGUUUACCGAUGUUUUCGCCUAUGUUUGUCAACCUCAGAGUAAACAGAAAGCUGUAUAAACUCCAUGAACAUACUGUUCCCAGGCACGUGUUUCUACUCAUAAUGUGGGUCUUGACUUCAAGGAGGGAAAAAUGACAUUUUGGGAAUGGAAGACAUGUAGCAAAACUCGGGGCUGUAUUUGAGGAGGCUUGCCUCAAUGCGUCCAGCACAGCCCGCGCAGUACAGGGAUUGCUCCAGCUUUACACUGACGUCUAGGAAAUAUGUUCCUGUGUAAAACGGCAAAUUUAGCUUCCCGAUUCAAAACAUGCAUGCCCCUCGUCUGUAAAUAGUUGUUUCCUUCAUUUCUAUAAAAUAUAAAUUGUUUACUGAAUUUUUUCUUUCUCUCUUAAACAUGAGUGUUUUCCUUUCCCCUUUCCAAUAUGUCAAGACUACCCUUAAAACAAAUAUGUUUAUGUUACAGGUAGAACUGGAAGUAGCCUUUAACUCUAACUUUCUUGGAAAAGCUUCUAAAUGUAGACUCAUCAUCUCUAGAAUCAUUCUGUUUAUUUGAACGGAAACCAGGGGAAAACACUGUGAGAUUAAGUUUUGUGAGGUGCACCCAAGUAGAGUAACAAACUUCUGAGCAGAGCAGAGGAAAAUCCUCUGACUCCACACGAAAGCAUCUGUUUCUAAAGCUGCAGAUAUGGCAAACUUUCUUAGCCACUCUUGAAGCACAGAAAAUUUUAGUUCAAAUAUUAUUCCAAAUUUAGGUGCUUUUUCAUUUCUUUUCCAAGGAUGUGUAUCUCAAGCAAAGAAAUAACUCAGUGUAUUUUAUUAAGUGAUUGUGGGGUAUGCACUUCAAGACUAAUUUUUAAAUGUGUUA
Molecule: messenger RNA, 3698 nt
Organism: Camelus dromedarius (Arabian camel)
Lineage: Eukaryota; Metazoa; Chordata; Mammalia; Artiodactyla; Camelidae
Gene: GPR149
Product: G protein-coupled receptor 149
Exons: 4
Coding region: 326-2566 (746 amino acids)
Biological process (GO): neuropeptide signaling pathway
Cellular component (GO): plasma membrane; neuron projection
Molecular function (GO): neuropeptide binding; G protein-coupled receptor activity
Source: RefSeq, a predicted model, not a curated record